AUGGCAAGCUCAGCACCACUGUCCCCUACUUAUUCAGGGUUCAUCAGCACUACUCUUGAUGCCGCCAUCAUCAUCGAAGCCUGUCUUUCUGGUCGACUCAACCAUGUUGCUCGCCGUCCCCAUGACCGGGAACGCCAGCAACUAAUCCAGAGCGGGAAUGUUUUUGUGUACGAGGAAUUGGCCUCGGGAAUCAAACGGUGGACAGACAGCGUCGCAUGGAGCCCAAGUCGGAUCUUGGGUAACUUCCUGAUAUAUCGGGAGCUGGAGCAGCCAUUUGCUCCAGGGCAGAAGAAGCGAUCAAUCAAGAAGGGCGGCAAGAAGCAAGGCGGUAUCACAAAGUCCCACAACCAACGACCCAGAGCCGAUAGUUUGCCUAUCCAACCCAUCAACAGCAACGGCCAACCGAUGGUCGACGAAGACCGAGAACUAAUAGGUUCACUCGUCGACUCCUACGAUUUCAAGGCUGGUGGUCUCGUGAAGAAGACCAUUAGUGUUAACUACAAGGGCAUCGCUCAUCACCUUGUCAGCUACUACAGCAUCGAAGAUGUCAAGGCCGGACGUCUUAUUCCACCCUCACAGCACUCCGACCUCCGACGAGUAGUUCCUCGCCAAGAACUCAUCUCUCAACCGACCUAUCGCGAACCCGCCGUGACUGAAGAGUAUGCACAAUACAACACUCACGUCUGGUCACAAACACGUGACACAAUACCACGUGAGAGCCUACAACUCCUUCCGCAACAUGGACUGCACAACUACAUGGACCACCAGUACUUUGCAUUGGGGAACCAUUAUGCUCCUGACCCUUCUGCUUCAGCGGCCAACUAUGCCACUGCCCCCGUCUAUUCUGCCGGACCUGUCUAUGCCGGCGGGACUAACUAUUCUCACGGGUCUGCCUAUGCUCCCGGUCCCAGCUCCGGCCCCGGCUCCGGCCCCAGUCCAGGCUCCGCCUAUGCUAAUGGCCCCACCCCCGCUAAUGGCCCUGCAUACACUCAAAGUCCAGCGUACACUCAGAGUCCCGCUUACAAUCAGAGUCAAGGCCCGGGUUUUUACUUUCCAUAA
Messenger RNA from Fusarium coffeatum, 1059 nucleotides. RefSeq lists its product as uncharacterized. The transcript has a single exon. The record is from RefSeq and is a predicted model, not a curated record. Gene Ontology annotation, molecular function: DNA binding. Lineage: Eukaryota; Fungi; Ascomycota; Sordariomycetes; Hypocreales; Nectriaceae. Bases 1 to 1059 code for a protein of 352 amino acids.